Drosophila hydei is the source of this 768-nucleotide messenger RNA. It is a transcript of the gene Hsc20, whose product is annotated as iron-sulfur cluster co-chaperone protein HscB. Lineage: Eukaryota; Metazoa; Arthropoda; Insecta; Diptera; Drosophilidae. Bases 78 to 749 code for a protein of 223 amino acids. Gene Ontology annotation, cellular component: mitochondrion. Gene Ontology annotation, molecular function: ATPase activator activity; protein-folding chaperone binding. The record is from RefSeq and is a predicted model, not a curated record. Gene Ontology annotation, biological process: [2Fe-2S] cluster assembly; protein complex oligomerization. The transcript has 3 exons.
GCUGUGUCAGCUGUUUUUUGUUUUUCUGUUUGCUUGUGUAAUUGAUAAGAGCUUUACUUUUUAUUAUUUAUCGAAAAAUGCGCAGAACGUUUGCAUAUUUGAGAACUGGUUUUAAUGGAUUAAAUUGUAAUGAAAUAAAUGGACUAACCGCGAGACAUGCGUCCUCGGUUUGCUGGAAUUGCCAAAAACCGGGUAAGAACAUGAUAUGUGGGGAUUGCGGCAGUCUGCAGGAUGUGGAUAAUAACACGAACUACUUUGAGCUGCUAAGUUUUCCCACCAAGUUCUCGCUGCAACCAUCGGAGCUAACGCAGCGUUUCCGGCAAAUGCAGGCGCGUGUGCAUCCUGAUAAAUACAGCAAUAAAACUACCCGAGAGCAAACCAAUUCAGCGGACUGGAGUUCGCUGAUCAAUAAGGCAUAUAAAACGUUGGCGGCACCCGUGGAGCGAGGUCAAUAUAUGCUGGAGCUGGAGGGCGAGCAGAUGCCGCAGGAUAACAGCGCACUAAACACGGCUUUUCUGAUGGCCAUGAUGGAGCGCAAUGAGGAGGUGGAAGAGGCUGCCGACAGCAAAACGCUAGAGCAGCUAUAUACACAGUCAGUCCAAGAACUAGCAGAUAAGGCGCUUAAACUAACGGCACAAUUCGAGACAAACGAUUUGGCUGCGGUGAAGCAGACGUUGGUGGAAAUGAAAUAUUUACACAGCAUACAGAGCAGCAUUAAAAAGAAACAGCAACAGCUGAUGGCCAACUGAGCAUGCAUAUGCAAAUCGA